Brenthis ino (lesser marbled fritillary) is the source of this 1320-nucleotide messenger RNA. Lineage: Eukaryota; Metazoa; Arthropoda; Insecta; Lepidoptera; Nymphalidae. The record is from the annotation of a GenBank genome assembly.
AUGUCAGACUACGAAGAACCAGCGGCUAAAAUCUCGAAAAUAGAUGAAAGUCAAAAAGAUGAGGAUGAAAUGGAUGAGGGUCAUGAAGAGUGGCUCAGUGAGGGUAUACUCACAGAUGACGACUAUAACCCUGCUGGGGAUCAAAACAAAGCAGAUUCAAAUGUAAGCACUAGUCAUGAUGACACCGCACCUAGCCUUCAUGAAGGCGAACUCAAUGAAGAUAUCCCCAAACAUGCUCCGGAAGAGAAAAUUGAAGAGACAUUGGAUAAUUUGCAGAAUACUAAUCAGACCGAACUUCCAGAUGAACUAGGCGCAUUCCUAAUACGAAAGACAGAUGGGAAAGUUAUAGACUCAAAAAGAGAGGAGAGUGAGAUAGACGAGUCCACGAAGCAGUCGGAUGAUGAUGGACAUGACACGGAUGAGUUGUUGCGAAUGUUAGGAGGAGACGACAACUCUAAGAAGGAUGUUGCGAAGAAAUUGGAACAGAAACGUACACACGAGUCACAGUCCAGUGAUGACGAUGAUGAUGAAUACAUUUUUGAGGGUGCAAAAGUAGCAAGAUUAAAAGUAGCAAAAAAUGCGAUACUCAAAAAGUAUCCCAGCAAGGCGAUGCCUGAGGAGACCAGCGAUAGGGAUACUGAUAUGGUUAGUGAAGAUACUUUUUUCAAAAUGGAGAAGUCAUCGGACGAGGGUCUCACAGUGAAACGCAUGUUCGGUGUGACGAGGAAGAGCAACGUUGCCUCCAAGAGUACAGCGAAAUCCGGUAUAAAUGCUUUAAAGACUAUCACCAAGAAAGUUGUCAGCCUUCAGAAACCUGGUGACAAAAAGCCAGUAACAUCAACACCGUUGCCGAAGCCAAUCAUUCAAACCAAGGUGGUUCGAGCUGAGCCCGAGGAGAUUAUUAAUGAGGAGGAGUUCCUGGAGGAGGAACAGUUUGAUCUGGACGAGGAGUUCGAGUCGGACAUGGAGGAGUCACAGCAGAGGAUAAUGAGGCCUGAGCGUAUGGACGAGGAGGUUCCCAGCGAUGUCGACUCGCACUCGGAAGACGACAGUUUGUAUGAUGAGUUGCCAUCAUCAGACUCGGACGACUUGAACGAGUGGUUCACACUGGACAUCAGAUCAGAGAGGGCCGGUGACUACAUACCUCUGUUGGGUGCAAAAGCCCAUCAAUUGCUCCAAGCGGAGAAACAAAGGGUCUCAACACGUCUCACCACACUCAAACAGAGUGUAUCCGCACUCAACAAGAGCAGCACACAACAGGCAGAGAUGUUGAGGCGAGCUACGUUGCAAUUGGCCGAGUUGGAUGCUGCUUUGAAGGCU